Molecule: messenger RNA, 1436 nt
Organism: Myzus persicae (green peach aphid)
Lineage: Eukaryota; Metazoa; Arthropoda; Insecta; Hemiptera; Aphididae
Exons: 2
Coding region: 584-1279 (231 amino acids)
Source: RefSeq, a predicted model, not a curated record
GGUAUACGCCCUUAUUUUACAUUACACUAUCGAAUACCUAUAGGUAAUUAUGCAGAAAUUUAUAUAUUCAUUCAUUUUCGUACCAGCAAUGAGCUCAAAAACUGUGCAUUUUACACAGAAUUAUUUCAAUGUAGAUACUUACAAUUUGUAACUAAUUGAUAUUAUAUUUAAUUGAUGAUUUUUGUCAUUUAAGUGUCUGUUAUGUAACUAGUUAACUUGGAUUGGAUAGAGUGCAGUCCAAAAGUAACCUCCACAUUGUUUAUUCGACUGCUGUUAGUGUGUUUGAACAUUGAAGAGACAGCAGUGCAGUUGGUCUGAACAAUUCUCAAUAAUAUAAACAGUAAACUGUAUUCCAGAAAACAUCAGCUCAAGUAAUCGUAAUGAAUGUACUUGUUCAUCUACGAACAAAAUUUUCAAACCUUCUUAAAAAACCUUUCUUAAAUUCUUACCUUCUUUAAAUUAUCGAGUUUAUCGUGAGAUAAAAAAAUAAAAUUAUUAGGAAAUAAUAUAAUUUUACUGGGCCGUUUGUCGUUUAAAUAAUAUACUAACGUUACUACAGAUUUUAAUACACUCACAUAUCACAAUGAAUAAUAGUUUCCCGGAAAUAUUUAAAAUAAUAGACAUUGACCACAGUGGUCAAAAGAAAAAAUUUGUCUUCCAAGAAAUACCAGAACAUUAUUAUGAUGAAAUUAUUAAUAAACUCAUAUAUGAAUAUUGGUCAGAUGAAAUUACAUAUCGUAGUCUUAACGUAUUAAAUGACCCAGUUUCUGCAUUAGAUAUUAAAAAUACGUUUAAAAAAUAUUUAGCCCAUAAAAUGUCAAUUGGUGUAUUUGAAUGUAAAGAAAACGAUGAGAAUAAAUUAGUAGGCCUUAAUAUUUUAUUUCGUGAGAAUAUAAAUUCAUUAAAUAUUUCUAAUUUAAAUUCAAAUUAUUACGAACGAAUAUUUUAUUUCAUAAAUACCUUUAAAAAAAGUUAUGUUGAACAAUUAAUUGGCAAUGAAGAUUAUCUUACAUCAGAAAUGUUAUUUGUUUGUAAAGAUUACCGCAAACUUGGCUUAGCUCGACAGCUGUUGGGAUUGAGAAAUUAUGUCGGAAAAAAACAUAAUUUUAAAUAUACAAUCAGUAAUUUUAGUAGUCCCAUUGCUGAAAAAUUAGCUGAAAAUGAGGGUUUUAAAAAAAAGAGUAUAUUUAAUUAUAAUGAUGUGCCUAUGGUUGAUAAUGAUAAAAAUUGUUCAUUUAAGGAUAAAAGUUUUUCGUGUAUGAUUAAAUAUAUUUUAUAAUAUAUCUAAGAUCUAAAAUGUUAUAAUUAAAAAUAUAAAAUAUUUCAAAGAUAUAUUUAGAUCAUAAAUCUAUAUUCUAGUAUAUUAAUAUUUAGAAAUGGUGAAAAUUUAUUAAGAAUAUAACGCAUACGAUUACAAUUAUUAUAAUAUAUUAAUA